This is a messenger RNA of Penicillium longicatenatum, 1341 nucleotides long. Its product is annotated as MFS monocarboxylate transporter. The coding region runs from base 1 to 1341 and encodes 446 amino acids. Gene Ontology annotation, cellular component: fungal-type vacuole membrane. The transcript has 2 exons. Gene Ontology annotation, molecular function: transmembrane transporter activity. The record is from RefSeq and is a predicted model, not a curated record. Gene Ontology annotation, biological process: transmembrane transport. Lineage: Eukaryota; Fungi; Ascomycota; Eurotiomycetes; Eurotiales; Aspergillaceae.
AUGGAUACUGAACGAUCCUCAUCAACCAAUUCAAGCUCUUCCCGAAACCGAGAACUACUACCAUGUAGCUCCAAAUCAGACGCCGAAAAGACUCUCGAAAAUGACUUGCCGCCUAUUGAUGGCGGUUUCCACGCGUGGAUGUUCUUGGCAGCGUCCACCAUGAUCGAAGCCCUGGUUUGGGGAUUUGCGUUCUCAUUUGGUGUUUUCGAGAGCUAUUAUCGGGAUAGUGACUUGCUGAAGGGUUCGAACAUGGUUGCCGUUAUUGGAACCUGUGCCACGGGUGUCGCAUAUUUGAGCUGUCCUGUGGUAAUCGUCACCAUGAUUCUUCUCCCUCGAUACGCUAGAUGGUUCUCCACGGCAGGCUGUAUAAUAAUGUGUUUAUCACUAGCCAUGGGUUCAUUUUCCACAAACAUCACACACCUCGUCCUCUCGCAAGGAGUCGGUUUCGGAAUCGGUGGCUGUAUUGCUUACAGUCCAUCAAUCAUGUUCAUGUCAGAAUGGUUCGACAAGCGCAGAGGCCUUGCUUUCGGUAUGGUCUGGGCAGGAUCAGGCAUUUCCGGCAUAUUAUUUCCACUCGUGCUAGGAAAACUAUUGGACCGCUUCGGAUUCGCGACAACGUUGAGGAUCUGCUCGGUCCUGCUGUUUGUACUUGCCGCUCCGUUCUUAUACUUUCACAGACCACGGCUUCCGAUUUCGAAAAACAUUGCCCACCACCGUUUCAACGUGAAAUUCUUGCGUAAUCCUGUCUUUAUUAUGUAUCAAGCUUGCAAUGUGCUUGAGGCUUUUGGAUUCUUUUUACCGGCUAUUUAUCUGCCGACUUUCGCGCGUUCGAUUGGUGCUUCGGAGUUACUUGCUUCUUUGACUGUAACGGCGUACAAUCUGGCGUCUGUCUUUGGGAGUAUAUCAAUGGGACAUUUGUCUGAUCGUUGUCAUGCUUUGAUUUGCAUCAUGAUUUCGACAAUUGGGACUGUGAUUUCGAUCUUUUUACUGUGGGGGUUCUCCACCAACAUCGCAGUCUUGUUAGUGUUCUCUGUUGCAUAUGGAAUUUUCGCUGGGAGUUUCUCGGCGACUUGGUCGGGGAUGAUACGUGAGGUCCAAAAAGUGGACACUAGAUCUGACGCAACUAUCGUGUUCUCAGUCAUUGCAUUUGGACGAGGAAUUGGGAAUGUUGUCAGUGGGCCAUUUAGCGAGUUUCUGCUCCGUGUUGAUAACUGGCAGGGACAUGCGACUGGAGCAUACGGUACUGGGUUUGGACUUCUCAUUGUCUGUACAGGCCUUACUGCCUUGACAAGUGGCAUGUGCUUGCUUGCACACUAUUGCAGAUGUAUAAAGACUGCUUGA